Molecule: messenger RNA, 2767 nt
Organism: Caenorhabditis angaria
Lineage: Eukaryota; Metazoa; Nematoda; Chromadorea; Rhabditida; Rhabditidae
Source: the annotation of a GenBank genome assembly
AUGCUCUCCAGACUUGCAAAAUCCAAUGUUCUUCAACAAGGUGAACUUUUUUUUUAUUUGAAAAAUUGAAAAAAAAUUUUCCAUAAUUUUUUUUCUCAAAAAAAAAAAAAGAAAACUCGGAAAUCCUCCCAUGAGAAUGUUUAUUUUUUUGGGAAAUAAACAAAAAAAAAGAUUUUUUGAAAAUAAAAAAAAAUGAUUUUUUGAAGAAAAAAUCAGUUCAAACAACGUAGAAUCUUAUCAAAAAAUAAAAAUUUGAUAAGAACCGAACAGUUUAUUUUGAUAACUAAUAAAACUAAUAAAAAAUUGGUAAAAACAAAAAAGGAAACCAGUUUUAUAGGUCGUGGUUUGGCGCAAAUCGCCAACGCGGAACCAAAUGCGCCCACAAUCAAAACAGCGAUUCCCGGACCAAAAUCAUUGGAAUUAAAGGCGCAAAUGGAUCCAGUGCAUGUAAGAAAAUCGAUAUUUUUACUACUGUAAUUUCUAGGCUAGAAAUCUGGGUAGAAAAAGCUCAAGAUUUACCCAAAGUUGUGCAAUUCUACACAUUAUUUUGUUGUAUAUCUUUUGAUUCUGUUCAAAAUUAGUGUAAAGGUCAGCUGCUGUGUAAAAAAAAAGAAAAAAUGGGGAGAUUUGGCAGAUGGCCGAGAGUUUUUUUGAAUGUUUGAGCUCGAAAAAUGGGGAAGAGCACGUGGAAAAAGUACGGUGUGUGCAUUUGCGCGUCACGGUGUUUGCAGACAGUUACUUUAUAGGCGGAGUUCAGCCUUGAAAAUUCAGUUUUCACGCUGAACAACGUGGAAAAACUGAAAUCGCUGCGAGACCACACUCUUUCGAAAAAUGUGUGCGCCUUUGAUUCGCAGUUUUCAGCCGUUAACUAUUUUGAAUAUGCGUUUCAGUAAAAAGCAAAUGGUUUUCCUGAUUCAUCUCGACGAGACGAAUCAGAUGGUAUAUUCAGCGUUUUCUGAAAAUGCCUCUAACAUGCUGAAAAUGCUCUGAAAUUGUAAUUUCAGCUGAAACCACUAUCCGUGUGUAAACACCGCGACGCACAAGUGCACAAAUCAAGAAGUACCGUAGUAAAAAUUAAUUUCCAGCAAACCACAUCGGUCCGAUUCUUCGUCGACUACGAAAAAUCGUUCGGAAACUACGUCGUCGAUGCGGACGGCAAUCAACUUCUCGACGUCUACACUCAAAUCUCAUCUCUUCCUCUCGGCUACAAUCAUCCGGAUUUGGUCGAAGUUGCGGCAACUCCACGAUUGAUUGUGAGCUUUUAUUCUUAUUUAUAUUGUUCUUCAAGGAAAUCCCCGUGUUUUUCCAGACAUCUUUGGUUUCUCGCCCAGCUCUUGGCUCAUUUCCCCGUACCGAUUAUGGAAAAGGCGUCGAACAUUCAUUGACUUCAAUCGCGCCAAAAGGUUUGAAAGCGGUUCAAACAAUGCUUUGUGGAACAUCAGCCAACGAAAAUGCUAUCAAAACCGCAUUCAUCUGGUAUCAAGCGCAAAGACGUGGUGGAAAAGGCCCAGAUGCUGCCGCUUUGGAAUCUUGUAUGAAUCAACAAAAACCAGGAACUCCAAAUCUAUCGGUUAUGGGUUUCCAAGGCGCUUUCCACGGUAGAUCACUCUGCAUGUUGUCAGUUACAAGAAGUAAAGCGAUUCAUAAGGUGAGAGAAAAAUCCAAAAAAAAAGUUCUGCCCUCACGCAGGAUUGAACUACGGACCUUUGGUUUACAAGACCAACGCUCUGCCACUGAGCUAUAAGGGCGACGUUGUCCACUUGUUUAAUUUUCAAUGACAUAUAUGUUUGUUUCUCUGCCUCUCGCAAGACGAAAUUUGCAGGUCGAUAUUCCCGCGUUGGAUUGGCCCAUUGCCAAAUUCCCUCGCUACAAAUAUCCACUCGACAAAAACGUGGAAUACAACAAUGCGCAAGACAAAGAAUGCCUGAAAGACGUGGAGGAAAAAAUCGCUGAAUGGAAAAAACGCGACAAUGACGUGGCGGCGCUGAUCGUCGAACCGAUUCAAGCCGAAGGUGGCGAUCACUAUGGAUCACCGCAAUUCUUUCAAGGAUUGAGAGAUAUCACCAAGAAGAAUGGUGUUGUGUUUAUUGUGGAUGAGGUGCAAACUGGUGGCGGUGGAACUGGUGACAUUUGGGCACAUGAUCAUUGGAAUUUGUCGAGUCCACCCGAUAUUGUUACUUUUUCGAAGAAACUUCUCACCGGUGGUUAUUUCUAUGCCGAACAUUUGAGAGUUAAAGAGGUAUUGGAAAAAUGUGCGAGGGUUGCAUUUAAGCCACGCCCACUUGAGGGAAUGGUGAAAUUUUGAAAAUUUCCCGAUUUUUUGUACCCAAUAUCUAAAUUUCAGGCCUACCGUAUCUACAAUACUUGGUGCGGAGACCCGACAAAAUUGCUUCUUUUGGACAAAGCCAUCGAAGUCAUCAAAAGGGACAAAUUAGUGGAGAAAUCGAAAUUAAUCGGUGUUGAAUUCCAAAAAAAUCUGGCGCAACUUCAAGCCGCCCACAGUUCGAAAUUGGAUCAGGCCAGAGGUCGCGGAACUUUUGCCGCCAUCGAUUUUCCAACUUCAGCGCUCAGAGAUAAACUCGUUGAUACGGUAAGUUCAGAAUCUAGAGUUUUUUAUUCUCAAAAAAAUUUUCAGGCGAUCGCAAAUGGUUUACAUUGUGGUGGUUGUGGUGACAAAUCACUUCGAUUCCGUCCUUCUUUGGUUUACGAAAAACGCCAUCUUGAACAAACUUUCGAACUUCUUAACAAAUCUCUUAAACAAAUUUAA